Messenger RNA from Didymodactylos carnosus, 240 nucleotides. The record is from the annotation of a GenBank genome assembly. Lineage: Eukaryota; Metazoa; Rotifera; Eurotatoria; Philodinida; Philodinidae.
AUGAAAUUUACGGGAAAAAACAACCUGACUAGCACAUCGACUAGUUAUGUCACAACUGGUGAUCAAUCACAAACAUACAUUGAACAAAAAGUUAAAAAUGUGAUUAAAUCAACAAAAGAAAUAACACAUGAACUUGAUUUGAUAUGUGAAGAUGAACCACUAACCGAAGCUCAAUUACAAUUACAUGUAAAACAUAUCCUGAGUGCAAUUUUCAAGUUCAAGCAACAACCAAUGAUUUGA